This is a messenger RNA of Rhodofomes roseus, 1200 nucleotides long. RefSeq lists its product as uncharacterized. The record is from RefSeq and is a predicted model, not a curated record. The transcript has 11 exons. The coding region runs from base 1 to 1200 and encodes 399 amino acids. Lineage: Eukaryota; Fungi; Basidiomycota; Agaricomycetes; Polyporales; Fomitopsidaceae.
AUGCAGAAGGCAGCCGUCGCCAGCUUCUGGGAGACAAAGCAUCCCCAGGACAAGGUAACAACAGCGAAGAGGGUCAAGAACAAGGCCACUCCCAUCAGUCCCCUCAAUGACGGUAGGCUCGAUAUCGAGGCAAACAAAAAUGCACCUCAGUCUGGUCCGUCGCGCCACUCGCAAAGACUGGCUGAUAAUGCGAGAGAAAAGAUGAAGGCGGAAGGAUCUGCAGAGAAACCCAAGAAGUCAGACAGGAAGGCCCGGCAAACACCAUCAGCGACGACAAAGCCAGAAAAGGCGGAUAGCAGUACUCAACCAACUUGGAAGGGCGCGGCCAAGCUUAAGGGCAGGGGGAUCAUCAGUGACACCUCGGAGGAUGAUGACGUGAUGGACGAACGGGAAGGCAACGGCAACACAGCGGAGACUCGGAAGCGUCCUAGGGAGAACACGCAGGUGGUGGAGUCGUCGAAGAGCUCUCGGAAUGCGAGGCGGAAAGUGACUCAAGCGAUUGAGUUAGGAUCAGUGCCUGAGGAGCCUCUCCAAGUCAGUCUCCACGCGGAGUCCGACCACGGCGACAGCAACAGCCUUGGGAGUGGUUCUGAAGACGGCGCAGACGACGACGACUCGGAGCCCACCCCGGGAAAGAGCAAGAGGAAUGAAGAGCCGCCGUCUCCGACACAAAACCCGGCUCAGGUCAACAGCGACGACGAGCCUCCCUCUCCGACCCAAUACCAAGCUGGGGUCAGCGGCGGGAAUGACGACUUCGGCCUCAGUGAAGUUGAAGAGGUCGAUGAUAUGCUGCUACUGCCUGUGGUAAAACCCAAGCCCAAGAUCGAGACCACGCAAGAGCACUCCGUCACGAGCAGCACUGGGACGGGCACGGACGACCCGAGCAGCAGCGAGGAAGAUGCCAACAUGGACGACGACUCGGACACGGAGCCGGACGAGGCUGAGGGCACCGACCGUCCUCAGCAAAGGCGGCGUGUCUUUAAACGCAAGCGACUGUUCUCCCAGGACAGCUCGUCUGACGAGCCAAAGCCGAAGCGGCCCGCUCCUCAGGCUGUUGGGAUGUCUGAUAAGCGUCAAAACAACGUGAACAGGGAGAUAGAUCGUAUUGCAACAAGAGUUUCGCGGUCGUUGUCACUUGCCAGUGGUUCCAGUCGUUCGUCGUCCCCACCAGGUUGGGCGGUCGUUGUGAAUUGGUCCUAA